Molecule: messenger RNA, 747 nt
Organism: Didymodactylos carnosus
Lineage: Eukaryota; Metazoa; Rotifera; Eurotatoria; Philodinida; Philodinidae
Source: the annotation of a GenBank genome assembly
AUGCCAUUAUCCGCUGCUAAAAAUGAAUUAGAUGUCAAUUAUGAACACAUGAUUGAAAAUUUACUUUUACAACAAGUUCUACUUUAUGCAAAGAAUCAUCCUAACACAAAUAAACAGAAUCUUCAUUCAAAAAAGACUCGUGACGAUCCUUUGUGGGUUAGACAAACGCGUCGUUAUAAAAACAAGAAUUAUUCUGUUAAAAUGAAUGGUGAUGAACUUAGCAGAGAUGAUGAAGAUGAACUGUUAGUGUUAACAUCUAAACCAACAUUAACAUCGUCAAUACCCUUGAAUAACAAUUCUUCAUCUUCAACGGAUAAUGAUAGUGAACAACAACAUCAUCAGUUAGAAAGUGCUAAUAAUUAUCGUGCUUAUGGCGAUGAACCGUCAUUGUGUCUGGUUGAAAAACGAAAAAGUAAUAAGAAAAAAGAACAAAAAGAUAAUUCGAGUGAUAUUAUUGAUUUUAUUCUAAAACAAUUUCAUACACCGAGACAAUCAUCAUUGUAUGAUCAUCAGUUAGACAAUAAUCUUGUCCAUUUGAUCAAAGAACAUAGUAGUCAAAAACGAAAUAAUUCAUCAAUAUACUCCGAGGGAUUUUAUUUUCGUUUACAAUGGUUAACAAUUGCACUCGUUAUUGAUCGAUUCUUUUUUUGGAUGUAUUUUUUUGCAACAUUGAUUAGUUACAUAAUAACACUGUGGUUAAUUCCGAUGUCACAUCCAAAACUAAUUAUUGAUAUAACAACAUUGUGA